Molecule: messenger RNA, 1991 nt
Organism: Beta vulgaris subsp. vulgaris (sugar beet)
Lineage: Eukaryota; Viridiplantae; Streptophyta; Magnoliopsida; Caryophyllales; Amaranthaceae
Product: valerianol synthase TPS8
Exons: 7
Coding region: 87-1745 (552 amino acids)
Biological process (GO): diterpenoid biosynthetic process
Molecular function (GO): magnesium ion binding; terpene synthase activity
Source: RefSeq, a predicted model, not a curated record
GGAGCCAAUUAAGCUUGCAACCUUUCCCUCAUUAUUAGCAUUUCUUAUUCUUUUCUCCUACACUUUUCACAGGCUACAAGCCUAAGAUGGGAUGUCUCCAAGCACAAGAUCUUGCCAUUAGACCUCUUGCCCAUUUUCCUCCAGACAUAUGGGGUGAUCGCUUCGUAACCUUCAGCACUGAAGAUAGUUUGAUGAUGGAAAAAUAUGCAAAAGAAAUCGAACCAUUGAAGGAGGAAGUGAAGACGAUGCUAAUGAUUGAGAAUUCUGCUGAUUUUGCAAAGAAGAUGAGUUUGAUUGAUGCAGUGGAACGUUUAGGGGUUUCUUAUUACUUUGAGAAUGAAAUUGAAGAACAAUUGAGUCAUAUUUUCAAAGAGCUUGCGGCUAAAAAUUUCGACAUGGAGUAUGAUUUAUAUAACACCGCAUCACAAUUUCGCAUAUUCAGGCAACAUGGAUACAAGAUUCCUUGUGAUGUAUUCAUUAAGUUCACUAAUGAAGAUGGCAAAAUGAAAGAAACUCUAAGUACUAAUAUAAGGGCCAUAGUGAGCUUAUAUGAAGCUUCACACUUAAGAAUACAUGGCGAGCCUAUCUUAGAUGAAGCUUCUGCUUUUGCUACCGAUGUUCUAAAAUCAAGCGCAAAUUUCUCCGAGCAAGCUCGUCAUGCAUUGAAGCAAGUGCUACAUUUUGGCAUACAAAGGGUGGAGAAUCGCCAUUUCAUCUCAUUCUACGAGCAAGAUGAAUUUCGAAACGAAACACUUCUCCGACUAGCUAAGAUUGAUUUCAACAGGGUGCAGCUGUUGCAUCGACAAGAAUUGAGCCAAAUUCUAAAAUGGUGGCACGAUUUAGAUUUUAAAACCAAGCUACCUUAUGCGAGACAAAGAAGUGUGGAAUGCCAUUUUUGGUCGUUAUCUAUGUAUUAUGAGCCUCAAUAUUCGUUUGCUAGAAUGCUACUUGUCAAAGUUCUCCUUGUCAUCUCCAUACUAGACGAUACAUAUGAUGCAUAUGGGACAUUUGAGGAACUCGAGCUCCUUACAGAAGCAUUUGAAAGGUGGGACUUAAGUGCAAUGGAGAAAUUUCCAGCAGAUUAUAUGAAAUUAGUUUUCCAAUUUGUAUACGAUACUUAUGGUGAGUUUGCCAAAGAAAUGACAGAACGUGGAAAACCAUAUGCAGCCAAAUUUGCAAAAGACCGCGUGAUGGAUUUGAUAAGGUGCUACUACACUGAGGCGAAGUGGUAUAAAGCAAAAUAUGUGCCUACAUUCGAGGAAUAUAUGAUCAACGCAAGAAUUACAGGGGUUGCUCAAAUCAUUUCUACCUCCUCUAUAAUGGGAAUGGAAGAAAUUGCAGAAGAGAAACCAUUUCAACAAAUAAUACAAUCUCCUAGGGUCGUUAGGGCAUGUGAAAUUAUCGGUCGUAUCAUGGAUGACAUUGUUAGUCAUGAGGAGGAGCAAGCUAGAGGUCAUGUUGCUUCAGGAGUGGAAUGUUACAUGAAAGACUACAACAUGAGUAGAGAAGAAGUGGUGCAAAUAUUUAACAAAAUGGUAGAAGAUGCAUGGAAGGAAUUGAAUGAGGAGUUCUUGAUCAAGUCUAACCCAAGCGACGAUGACCUUCCUAAGCCCGUUCUCAAACGAAUCUUGAACCUCGCUCGUGUUGUCGAUGCCUUGUACAAGGUCAUAGAUGGCUACACUUACUCAGCCAAACUCAUCAAGGAUGACAUUAUCUCAACCUAUACUCGGUCCAUUACUCUUUGAAAAACUUGAACCUUGUGAUCACCAAAUAAAUCUUGUACUAUUUCUAGUAAUGUGUUAUCAAUGAGUUUGUGAGCCUUUUGAAAAUAGCCUCUACGGGUUUGGACUAGCUAGAGGCACUUGAUAUUGUUGUUGGUAUGUAUAUUUGGUGUUGAUGUUGCUAUAUUGGUGUUGUUGCUACAAGAUCUUCAUGUAACUGUUUGAGAAAUCAAAGUACUUAUGCAUAUUAUUGUGAAUGAUUGAUUACUA